Metopolophium dirhodum (rose-grain aphid) is the source of this 585-nucleotide messenger RNA. RefSeq lists its product as uncharacterized. The transcript is spliced from 5 exons. NCBI's taxonomy places the organism in Eukaryota, Metazoa, Arthropoda, Insecta, Hemiptera, Aphididae. The record is from RefSeq and is a predicted model, not a curated record. Bases 1 to 585 code for a protein of 194 amino acids.
AUGGGUAGAGAGCUUAGCGGUUGUGCGUAUCGAAAAUUGGAAAAGAAAAAUAAAGUUGUGAAGAACAAUAUGAAACUUGAUGACAUGUUCCAAAUGAAAUGUGCAACUAUUCAAGAAGUACAAGAUUUUAAUGAAACUUUAGAACCAAUUGAUGGGGACGUUACUGACAAAUCAUCUGUGCAAUUAUCCAUCGAAGAAAUUCAAAAAGAAAAUACUAAUGCAUGGCUAGAAUCUCAGGUCAAUAAGGAAGUGAGCAUUUUACAACCACUCAGUUCUUCAGAUAAGCCAGAUGCUGAUCCUGCUUUAUGGAUAUUAAACGAGGUUACUAGAUAUUUCAUAUGUAAAAAUGGAUUUCAUCAGAACUUGGAUGGUCAUUUUUCACAUUCCAAAAGACAAUACCAGUAUAUACGUCGAGGAACAUUCAGACCUCACUAUAGGUACCUAAGUAAAGAUAUGCUUAAAACCACAUUAAUUAAUGGUAAACCAUGUCAAAGAGACUAUCUUUCUUAUUCAACUGGAAACAUCCUAAUAAAAUUAAUCAACACGAAAAUUCAACAAAGCAUAAAACCUGUACAUUUACGAUGA